Messenger RNA from Penicillium verhagenii, 276 nucleotides. Its product is annotated as transcription factor domain-containing protein. The transcript is spliced from 2 exons. Gene Ontology annotation, molecular function: DNA-binding transcription factor activity, RNA polymerase II-specific; zinc ion binding. The record is from RefSeq and is a predicted model, not a curated record. The coding region runs from base 1 to 276 and encodes 91 amino acids. Gene Ontology annotation, biological process: regulation of DNA-templated transcription. Lineage: Eukaryota; Fungi; Ascomycota; Eurotiomycetes; Eurotiales; Aspergillaceae.
AUGGAUGAUAUUCAGCGCUACCCCUCGUCGCACCAAAGGUCACGAUCGCAAGCCCCAAAACGGCCGCGGACUCGACCUUCCUGUAAGGAGUGCCGAUGUCGCAAGCUGAGAUCCGACGGUCAGCAGCCACAGUACAGUAUGUACCACGAACUGAAGGUGGUCUACGAGACAACCGAGCGCGGCUCUCGGGGUCCCAAAAAGGGCUACAUCAAAGCGCUGGAAGAUCGGUUUGUGUACCUUGAAGCUUUGUUGGAGAACCCAGGCUUGAACUCCUAA